AUGUCUAUUCAAUACAAAGUCUCUCCUCGUGCUUAUGCACUCCCAAUCUUGCAUGCUGCUAAAUACUCAUCAUCUACUGUGUGCGGUGUGCUCUUGGGAAAGGUAGACGCGCAAGAGGUUGAGGUUGUAUCAGCUAUCCCAUUCUUCCAUCACUGGACUGCUUUGACCCCCAUGUUGGAGACAGCAUUACAGCAGGCUGAAAUCUAUGCAACUCUUAAUGAUCUCAAGAUUGUUGGUUGGUAUCAGGCUAAUGAGCACGAUGAUGACGUGACAGUACACGACAACGCCAUCAAGGUGACUGAUCUUAUCCGUCAGCGCAUUCCACAGGCCGUCAUCUUUAUUGUUGACGAUCGCAAAACUGACUCAUCGGACAAGAAAGAAAGCUCUAUUUUGCCCUAUAUAUUUAGUGAAAACCAGUGGAGAGCCAACAAGCUCGCAUUUACCAAAGAAUCAAAUUUUGGCUUUACUUAUGAAGAAACAGUUCCAAAAGUGCGCGGUUUGUUUAGUACAUCAGCUUACAACAAAGUUGUUGAUUUUGAUGAUCAUCUGGAAGAUGUAUCCCUGGAUUGGUUUACUUCACCUGAACUGAAAAUCUAAUAAAUAUAUCGUGUUGGUUAUUAUCGUU
Phycomyces blakesleeanus NRRL 1555(-) is the source of this 625-nucleotide messenger RNA. RefSeq lists its product as hypothetical. The transcript has 4 exons. The record is from RefSeq and is a predicted model, not a curated record. Lineage: Eukaryota; Fungi; Mucoromycota; Mucoromycetes; Mucorales; Phycomycetaceae. Gene Ontology annotation, cellular component: EMC complex. The coding region runs from base 1 to 597 and encodes 198 amino acids.